Messenger RNA from Emericellopsis atlantica, 648 nucleotides. RefSeq lists its product as uncharacterized. The annotation marks the transcript as partial. Lineage: Eukaryota; Fungi; Ascomycota; Sordariomycetes; Hypocreales; Bionectriaceae. The transcript has a single exon. The record is from RefSeq and is a predicted model, not a curated record.
UCAGAACGCCCACUCAGUGAUACUCUUGAUCCUUUCCGAGACAAAUUGCGCGACCUCAACGAGGCCGACGACCCGCGACAAGAAGAUAUUGCGAGUCUUCUCUCCGCUUUAGUCGCCUCGCCAGCUGCGUUCAGCCUUUCUUCGCCAGACGAAAGCGGUAGCGUUGCAGUCAAGCUGCUAUCUAUCCUACAAUAUGUUCGAGGAGGCGAAAUAAAGACUCAGCAAUUCCACCCUCUCGUCCGCCAUGUCGUUGACGAUUCCUCCGACAUCGACGUCUGGGAAGCUGUCUUCACCGUCAUCGAAUCCCUUAGCGCCCUCACUCCUCCCCCGUCCAGCAUCGCCCCGACUUUCAAAGGAACACCAAUCAAGACUAGCUCGAGCCGACUGGCCGACAGCGAAACGCGCGACAUCGUCGAAGGGGAGCUGUUCUAUGAGAUAAAAGAUUGCACCUUUCGCGAUGUGAAGGGAUUCUGCGACAAGUUCUUUUACUCCAAGCGCUGGCGCAAAGAGCAGAAAGCGAUGCUGAAGGAGAUGAUGACAGCACACGACGGAAAGAAAUGGACAGAUUUCCCGACCCCUUCGGACGAAAAGCCGGUCUGGGACUGGUUCUGUUCACUAGAGGAGCGUUUCUUAGCCGAUUCAACGUAC